Molecule: messenger RNA, 997 nt
Organism: Cuscuta campestris
Lineage: Eukaryota; Viridiplantae; Streptophyta; Magnoliopsida; Solanales; Convolvulaceae
Source: the annotation of a GenBank genome assembly
CACCCUCCCCAUCAAUAAUAAAUAAAUAAAUAAUAAACUCCCGUAUUUAUAUAUAUUAUAUUAAUCUCCCCCCUACAUACCAUACUUACGUUAAUUAAUUACCUUAAUUAGUAAAAGAAUCGUCCCAAGAUGUCGUGGCAAACGUACAUCGACGAUCAGCUCAUGUGCGAGAUCGAAGGCAAUAAUAAGCUCACCUCCGCCGCCAUCCUCGGCCACGACGGCAGCGUCUGGGCUCAGACCCCCAACUUCCCCAAGUUCACUCCGGAGGAGAUAAUGGCGAUCAUGAAGGACUUUGAUGAGCCCGGUUCGCUGGCUCCGACCGGCCUGCAUCUCGGCGGCACAAAGUACAUGGUGAUCCAGGGCGAGCCCGGGGCUGUCGUCCGAGGAAAAAAGGGACAGGGCGGCGUGACAGUGAAGAAGACGACACAAUGCUUGCUCUUUGGAAUAUACGAUGAGCCGAUGACUCCCGGGCAAUGCAACAUGGUUGUGGAGAGGUUGGGCGAUUACCUCGUUGACCAGGGCUAUUGAUCCAUCCAUCCCAUCCAUCAAUGCAACAUCUUUCUCUUUUCUUUAUUGGUUAUUAUUUCUUGCCUUCAAGAUUAUGGUUUCUCUCAAUGAUGAGCUGGUGGAGAGAGCCAAGUAUGUAGUAGCAGCUGUGGUGGAUACAUACAUACAAGUUGAAGAAUCUGGAUUCAAUGCUUUUAUUUAUUUUAUGUCCUUUUUUUGUACUUUUUUUUUUCAAUUCCACACAAUUAUUGGGAUUUUUUUAAAUAUAUUUUUUACUAAAUGGGUGCAACGGAUUUGGUUGCACACAUCCAAUUCGAUACGUUUUGACUUUGUGUAAUUCUUUUUGAAGCAAUAUAUAAUAAAAAAUAAUAAUAUCUACACCAGCUUUAUUUGCCAAUUAAUUACCUCCCAUUAUAUUCCCUCCACUCUAUUUAAUUAGUAGUAUCAAAAUUUCAUGUGUGGUUCAAGAAAAUAAAAGGCUUGGAUUAUA